Phoenix dactylifera (date palm) is the source of this 1622-nucleotide messenger RNA. RefSeq names its product ALA-interacting subunit 3-like. Lineage: Eukaryota; Viridiplantae; Streptophyta; Magnoliopsida; Arecales; Arecaceae. Gene Ontology annotation, cellular component: plasma membrane; Golgi apparatus; endoplasmic reticulum. The record is from RefSeq and is a predicted model, not a curated record.
CAAGGAACCGCGUCUUUUUUAUUCCGACCCGACCUGUUGACCUCCCUCAAUCUCUCUCUAUUUCGCCGCCGGCCAAGGAAGAGUGCUUCUUGCCCCCUUCUCUCUGUCUCCUUCCUAUCUCCUUCUCUUUUCACACUAACGAGAGAGAGAGAGAGAGAGUAGUUUAAUAGACCGAGAGGAGAAGAGGAGGAGGAGGAGAUUCGAAGCCUUUUCGACAGGAAAAAUCCCUCCUUUUUGUUGUUGUUUAUAGAAGGAUUGGAGGCAAGGGAUCUCGUCUCAGAUCUCAAUUCUCUCGCUUGGAGCCUGUUUGCUCUCUUGCUUGUUCUUAGGGUUGUUUUAGUGUGGUGGGAUGAUGAAUAAUUCGGGCGCUUCGGCGGCCGGGUCGAGCUCGGGAUCGGGGGAAGGGCAGGCCCCCAGAAGGAAUUCCAAGAGGCCCAAGUAUUCGAGGUUUACACAGCAAGAACUUCCAGCUUGCAAGCCGAUCCUCACUCCCCGAUGGGUGAUCUCGGUAUUUACACUUGUUGGCAUCAUCUUUGUCCCCAUUGGCCUCGUUUCGCUCAUGGCUUCCCGUGAUGUUGUGGAAAUUGUCGAUCGGUAUGACAGUGCAUGCGUACCACCGAACAUGACUGAUGAUAAGGUUGCCUACGCUCAGAAUGCAGCAAUAGAUAAAACUUGCACCAGAAUUCUUAAGGUGCCCAAGGAUAUGGAUCAACCUAUUUAUGUGUACUAUCAGCUUGAUAACUUCUACCAGAAUCAUAGGAGGUAUGUGAAGAGCCGAAAUGAUGAACAGUUGAUGUCUGCUAAGAAGGCAAAUGAUUCUAGUGGUUGUGAUCCUGAAGCGACUACAGGAAAUGGUACUAUUGUUCCUUGUGGCCUCAUAGCCUGGAGUUUGUUUAAUGAUACUUACAGCUUCAUCCAUGGCAAUAAAAAUAUAACGGUGAAUAAGCACAACAUUUCCUGGAAGAGCGACAGAGACCACAAGUUUGGAAAGGAUGUCUAUCCUAAGAACUUCCAGAAUGGAGCUCUAAUAGGUGGUGCAAAACUUGAUCCAAAAAAAUCUUUAAGCGAGCAGGAGGACCUCAUUGUUUGGAUGCGUACUGCAGCCCUUCCAACAUUCAGAAAGUUGUAUGGGAGGAUAGAAGUGGACCUUAAAGCUAAUGAUACCAUAACGGUGACGUUAAAGAACAAUUACAACACUUACAGUUUCAAUGGUAAAAAGAAACUGGUUCUUUCUACCACAAGCUGGCUUGGAGGAAAGAAUGACUUCCUUGGCAUUGCAUAUCUCACUGUUGGAGGAUUAUGCUUCUUUCUGGCAACUGCAUUCACUGUUGUAUACUUGGUAAAACCAAGGAAACUUGGUGAUCCUUCUUAUUUGUCAUGGAACAGAAAUCCUCAAGGCCAUUAAUGUCUCAGAUUUGUGAUAUUAUCGGACGCCCUACCUCAUAUUUUGAAACCAUGUACUCUGAUCCACGAACGAUGUAUAUGAGUUACUUAUGGGCAUUUGUGCUUCCAAGUGGGAAAUGGAUUUGUGUGGAAACCUAGUUUUCACUAGAUGCAUGUAUAAUUAGCUUAAAGAAUUCAUACAUCUUCAUUCUUUCAGUGCCAAAAUUAUCAUUCUAGAA